AUGAUAAUAGUCGUAAGGUCUCUCGUGAGAGCGUUAACUGCUAAGGUACUUGAACAAAUUGCGCGGAAAAUAAAUGAGUAUGGGUUGACUGACGAUUCGGAUGUUGAGGAACCUUUUCAAGACUCCGGUUGCGAGUAUAAUUCAGAAUCGAUAUUUCAUCUGAAAGUGAUCUGGAGCUUCCUGCCCGUCGUACUAUACGUAAACGCAAAAGGAACAACCAAGAGAAAGCUAAAAACGAUUUGCCUGAUGAUGAAAUUCUUAGCGUAG
This is a messenger RNA of Acanthoscelides obtectus, 267 nucleotides long. The record is from the annotation of a GenBank genome assembly. Lineage: Eukaryota; Metazoa; Arthropoda; Insecta; Coleoptera; Chrysomelidae.